Messenger RNA from Penicillium cosmopolitanum, 894 nucleotides. RefSeq names its product sugar phosphate isomerase/epimerase family protein. The transcript is spliced from 7 exons. The record is from RefSeq and is a predicted model, not a curated record. Bases 1 to 894 code for a protein of 297 amino acids. NCBI's taxonomy places the organism in Eukaryota, Fungi, Ascomycota, Eurotiomycetes, Eurotiales, Aspergillaceae.
AUGGGAAUCACACGCCAUAGAACAACCUGGGGAGUGGAUAAGGGAGGUCCCGGUCUCGAAAAUUGGAAAGCCUGGUUUCCAGAGCUCAAGAAGCACGGUUACAAUGGCGUUGAGAUAGAUAUCCAUCAGCUGGACCCUGUUGCCGAGUUUCCGCGCCUGAGAGAACUGCUAGACCAGGUUGGUUUGGAGAUGAGUGUUCUAGCCCAUAGUUCUUGGGUUGGAUACGUCGGUCCUAGACCUGUUGGUCUAGAUGCCCAACACCAUCUCCAAAACUACCGCGAUGUUCUCCAAUCAACAGCGGUGCUACGACCGGUUGCCAUCAACUUCCAAUCGGGACAGGACACAUGGACCGUCGAAGAGUCGGUCAAAUUCUACCAAGGCACCCUGCAAGUCGACAAGGAGCUCGGUCUGACUGGCCAUGUCUUUCACGAGACCCACCGCAAUCGAUCGCUUUCCACACCAUACCACUCGCUACAAAUUCUCCAAGCUGUUCCUGAGUUAAAAAUCACCGCCGACUUCUCCCACUGGAUGGUUUGCUGCGAGCGUAUUCUGGACAUCAGCGAUGAGGACCGCACACUGUUGGAUGAGGUUAUCCCACGCGUUGGUCAUCUCCACGCAAGAAUCGGAACAACACAGGCAUCACAAUGCCCGGAGCCCCUCAACCCUAUCUUCGAACAAGAGAGAUUGUGUAUGGAAAGGUUGUGGACCAAGAUCAUCGAAAGCUACCUUGAAAGGAACGGGCCCAAUGCGAGCCUUGUCUUCGUACCGGAAUACGGUCCCUUCCCUUACCACCCAUACGGAAGUGCCAAGGCGUAUGGAACUGUAGCAGACGAAGAAGGGGUACGCCUCGAAGCUCUUUUCAAGCAGGUCAUUGCGAGAAAGUCUGGUGCUUGA